Molecule: messenger RNA, 867 nt
Organism: Acanthosepion pharaonis
Lineage: Eukaryota; Metazoa; Mollusca; Cephalopoda; Sepiida; Sepiidae
Source: the annotation of a GenBank genome assembly
AUGCUGAACAUCAAAAACUGUAAUUCAUCAUUGAAUGAUUUUUUUUCUUUUACUGGCCUUUUUCCAGACGACAAAGGGGUUCGUCCCAACCUAUCAUCAAAUACACCAGGUACUUGUUUUCUAGCAAACCGAAAUGUCAACACCCCAAAACACUUCUCCUCGGUUAAACAAGAACAACAUUAUUUGGACGUUUCUUCCCAAAGACUCGAUAUUGACUAUGAUGGAAUGCAGGCCGCCGAUCAACAUGAUCACUACUCGAUGUCUGACCACUUGAACCAUUUGUCUGCCAUGACACAAGCAAUGAACGGUAACGGUCAGAUGGUUACUCCGCCCAUGUCCCCUCGGAUCCCAGUCCGGUCAAGCGUCAUCAACCCACCGGCUAACCACAAUCCUUAUUCGGGAACCACACCACCAGCGGCGGCACCUGGUCAUCACGGUUACGCAUAUUACGAUUAUUAUACCAACUCGUCCGGUUACAACCAGCAAACAGUGGCAGCGGCAGCAAAUAAACCUCUGGUUGAACAUGUCCCUGUCAUUCAACACCGAGGCACAGUUAACUCACAAUACCAUUCAGUUGAUGUCAAUGAUCCACUUAACAUUCUUGACCAACCACAGCACUCCAUCCACCCACAUUCUCAACCCCACCGAAACAAAGAUGACACUUCUCACCUAUACGCCAGCCCAUCACCCAUCUCGUGUCAUAACAGACACCAGGUGGCACCAACAACCGAUGGUCUGGGCAAUGAUGAAUUUCUCAGCCUCGCUGUGAGCAGCAUGAUCAACAACGAACAUGAUUUGGUCCCAACUUAUGCAACAGAACCCAGUGCUGGACCACUUCCUUCCAUCAAUUCUGUCUUUUUGAAUUAA